CUGGUGCUCGGGAUAAAAUCGGCUGGGCGUUUGGCUUGGGUUUGGAGAGGCUGGCCAUGAUCCUGUAUGAUAUCCCUGACAUCCGACUGUUCUGGAGUGAAGAUGAACGCUUCCUGAAACAAUUUAUUGGGCCUCACAUUUGGCAAAAAAUAAAGUUCCAGCCACUCAGCAGAUAUCCACCUUUGAUCAAUGACAUCUCCUUUUGGCUGCCUUCUGAGACAUACUCUGAGAAUGAUUUCUAUGACUUGGUUCGAACCAUUGGUGGAGACUUGAUAGAAAAGGUUGUCCUAGUGGAUGAAUUUGCCCAUCCAAAGACGAAGAAGGUCAGCCAUUGCUACCGGAUCGUUUACCGCCACCCGGAGAGGACUUUGACGCAGGACGAGGUGCAUCGCAUCCAUCAAGCUAUUGAAGAGUCAGCAGUUCGAGAACUUGGGGUUGAGGGCAGGUUCUAGAACUGCUGGUCUGAAGCCCUAAUGGUGGUUGCUUUUUUCUUUCUUUCUUUUCUCUUUUUAUUUCUCUUUUCGGGAUUUUAGGUUGCAAGUAAAGAGAGGGGUUUUGUGACUGAACGUAGAACAUGGAAAGCGAUUGAUAAAUGGGCAGUGGUAAAACUAGCAGGUAAUAAACAUUACUACUGAGAAAUCA
Messenger RNA from Empidonax traillii (willow flycatcher), 642 nucleotides. RefSeq names its product phenylalanine--tRNA ligase, mitochondrial-like. Gene Ontology annotation, biological process: tRNA aminoacylation. Lineage: Eukaryota; Metazoa; Chordata; Aves; Passeriformes; Tyrannidae. The annotation marks the transcript as partial. The transcript is spliced from 3 exons. The record is from RefSeq and is a predicted model, not a curated record. Gene Ontology annotation, molecular function: tRNA binding; ATP binding; aminoacyl-tRNA ligase activity.